UACUUAUGGAAUAUAUCUACUGCUCGUGCUCUGGAGUUUGAAGAACCUUGUCUAGGAUUACAUCCCACCACAGAUACCUGUCAAGGAUGUGUCAUAUGUCAGUGCUGUAUACAGUAAUAGUACAGAUAUGCAUAUACAGUAUGUACCUGUACUGUAUAGUAAUGUAUUGAGAUGGACAGUGUGUGUGUGUGUGUGUGUAUGGAGAAAAUUAGAUCACAACUUUUGCCAAAUGAGUACAGUAAUGUGAAAGUACUGUACUGUACAGGUGUACCUGAAUAUUUGAAGUGUGUAUGAGUAAGAAAUGAUAUUGUUCAAAACAUUUGAUGGUCGUGUGGAAAAAAUACCCGUACCUCCCUGUGUAAUGAAAUAAACAUCAGCUUUCAUUACCAGUCUGGUGACAUUUAAAUGAAACAUUACAGUUUUAUGAUCCAAAUCUGUUUUUCACAUGAAGGACAUGUGUGUAGACUGAGAGUUGAAGCUUUAAUCAAAAGAAAGGUUCAUCCAACACUUCACCAAGCAGUACAUGCCAUACAUUUGAAAUUAAUAAUACUAAAACAGGUUCCAUGUUAAUAUUUUCAGGUGUCAGCCAUGUUAACGCUUUCCUUCAAGCACACAAGGGUCCCGGAGUGCAGCACAUUGCGCUACACUCUCAAACUAUGACAGCCACUGUCAAAUAUAUGAAUGAUAAUGGAGUAGUGUUUAGGAAACCUCCAGCAGUUUAUUAUCAAGAGGGUAUCAAACUGGAAGAAAUUGAAGAUAUAGGCCAUGGGGAGGAAAUUGAGCUAUUCCGAGAACUGGGAAUAUUAUUGGAUGCAGAAAAAGAUGUCUUUGCAGAUAGUGAUAUGCCUGGUCAAAAGAGAUACCUCAUGCAAGUGUUCACCAAGCCAAUCUUUGAAGAAGACACAUUUUUCUUUGAAAUCAUCCAACGUUGUGGUGCAACUGGCUUCGGUGCUGGAAAUAUUACAGCUCUUGCAAAAGCCAUUGCACUCUCUCAGCAACAAGUUGACAAACCUUUAGACUUUUAAUAUUGAAGUAUACACAAUUGGUUUUUUCAGUAUUUAUCAAUAGACUGAGAUCCAUUUACCACUGAGAUAUGUACUAUAAUUACAGUAUUAACAUACCGUA
Molecule: messenger RNA, 1125 nt
Organism: Homarus americanus (American lobster)
Lineage: Eukaryota; Metazoa; Arthropoda; Malacostraca; Decapoda; Nephropidae
Product: 4-hydroxyphenylpyruvate dioxygenase-like protein
Exons: 3
Coding region: 564-1025 (153 amino acids)
Biological process (GO): aromatic amino acid metabolic process
Molecular function (GO): 4-hydroxyphenylpyruvate dioxygenase activity
Source: RefSeq, a predicted model, not a curated record